Molecule: messenger RNA, 2162 nt
Organism: Microstroma glucosiphilum
Lineage: Eukaryota; Fungi; Basidiomycota; Exobasidiomycetes; Microstromatales; Microstromataceae
Exons: 2
Coding region: 442-1701 (419 amino acids)
Molecular function (GO): oxidoreductase activity
Source: RefSeq, a predicted model, not a curated record
AGGCAUACAUUCACUGCAUUCGCUCCUUGCUACCCUCGUCACCCUUUCACUCUCUUGACAUCUCUCAUUGCCACCUCCGACGAUGUCUCACGUCAAGGUUGACACCCUCGUGAUUGGAGCCGGUAAGUCAUCACAGCGGGCGAGGGCAACCUCCGGGACGAACAGGCUGUCCUAACGUCUCCUGUUCCUACCAUCGCAGGUCCUACCGGCCUGGGCGCAGCAAAGCGUCUUCACCAGCUGCACGGCGCCAACAAGACAGCUUCUGGCGACGAGUCUUGGCUGCUCAUCGACGCUUCUCACGAGGCCGGAGGACUCGCCUCCACCGAUGUGACCGACGAAGGAUUCCUCUUCGACGUUGGAGGUCACGUCAUCUUCUCCCACUACGCAUACUUUGACGAUGUCAUCCAGGAGGCUCUCCCCAAGGAGAGCGAUUGGUACACCAUGCAGAGGGUGUCCUACGUUCGCAGCUUCAACACUUGGGUCCCUUACCCAUACCAGAACAAUAUCUCUGUCCUUCCAGUCGCGCAGCAGAUUGCCUGUAUCGAGGGAAUGAUCGAUGCCCAGGAGGAGCGAAUCAGGGCAAAGGACACUCCUCAGACAUUCGAUCAGUGGAUUAUCAGGAUGAUGGGCAAGGGUCUUGCUGAUCUCUUCAUGAGGCCAUACAACUUCAAGGUCUGGGCUUACCCGACCACGGCUAUGCAAUGCAAGUGGCUCGGUGAGCGAGUCGCUGCCCCUUCGCUCAAGCUGGUCGUCUCCAACACCCUCCAGCGCAAGACUGCCGGCAACUGGGGACCCAAUGCUACAUUCAAGUUCCCCGCAUACGGUGGAACUGGAGGAAUAUGGAAGGCGGUAGCCAAGACACUUCCCAAGGAGAAGCUGCAAUUCAACAAGAAGGUCGUCAGCGUCGAUGGUCCUGGUCACAAGGUCCACCUCGAUGACGGUGGCUCGAUUGAGUACAAGCACCUCAUCAGUACCAUGGCUGUCGACUACCUGGUCGAGAACCUCAAGGUGGACAAUGGUGACGCUGCUCUGCACAAGAAGAUGCUCGCAGCCACCAAGGAGGGUCUCCUCUUCUCAUCUACCCACGUCAUCGGUAUCGGAAUCCGUGGAGAGCUUCCACCAAGGAUCGGCGACAAGUGCUGGUUGUACUUCCCUGAGGACGACUGCCCCUUCUACCGAGCUACCGUCUUUUCCAACUACUCGCCCAACAACUGCCCUCAGGCAGACGUCAAGCUCAAGACGAUCCAGUACGCUGACCCCUCUACUGGCAAGCCUUCGGGCGAGGCCGAGGGUGGACCUUACUGGAGUUUGAUGAUGGAAGUUUCUGAGUCUGACGCCAAGCCCGUCAAUGCCGCUACUCUUCUGGCAGACACCAUCAAGGGCUGUGUGGCCACGGAGCUCUGCAAGGGCACAGACCAGAUCGUCUCCCUCUACCACCGAAAGUUCGUGCAGGGCUACCCCACCCCUUCCCUGGGUCGUGACGCUGCUCUGGCUGACUUGCUCCCCCCUCUCCAGGAGAAAUGGGACAUUCUCAGCAGAGGAAGGUUCGGAAGCUGGAAGUACGAAGUGGGAAACCAAGACCACUCCUUUGAGCUUGGUGUCGAGGCAGUGGACCGAGCACUCUAUGGAAGCCCGGAGAUCACCCUCGACUCGCCCGACUAUGUCAAUGGCCGAAGGAACACUGAGAGGCGUCUCAAGUAAGAAAGAGGGCGCUGGAGAAAGCGCAAGGAUUUUCGGGCACACUCUCUUCUGGGGCUGAGGCUUCAUAGAUGCCUCCUUCCUUCUGUUGGUCCAUCCUUCCUACACUCUUCUUCUCCGUCUCUUUCUGCAUGUUCGGAGGUACCUUGACAUUUUAUACAUACUUUUGCAACCAUGAAUUACUCAUCUCACCUGACAAAUGAAGAGUCUCACUGCAAGGCUUCAGAGUAGAUUGAUUUAGUCCAGACGGAAAACUUAUAUACGAUUGUAUCCAUGAUCUCACUCUUCAUCCCAAGUCCAUCCCAACUCACCAGCUCCCAUCCCCGUCCAAGGCAAGGAGCGCGGCAGCGGAUGCAAAAUCUUGACUCCCUUUACAUGCGUCUGCGUCGUCUUGAUUGUUGCACCGUGAUGUUUCCCCAUUUGCAUUGCAGGAUGUAACUUUGCAUACUUUUCCUUUUCCAACU